Molecule: messenger RNA, 3236 nt
Organism: Cuscuta campestris
Lineage: Eukaryota; Viridiplantae; Streptophyta; Magnoliopsida; Solanales; Convolvulaceae
Source: the annotation of a GenBank genome assembly
AUAGGAAGCACGGGUACCGGUCUAGUAGAGGAUAAAAACAGAAACGAAACAGAGAGGAGGCGGAAACAGAACAGAGAGAGCCGACCUAGGGUUUCGACCCUAGGUCCGGCGCGGCGUCCGGAGACGACAACUCCGACGAAGGGAACAUCAAUUGUACACCAUGAAUUCCGGCGAUGCAGGACUUUGUUAAUGGAAGCUGGCCUCUAGCUUCUGCUGUGCGUACAAAGGAAAAAACUCAGGGGAGUUUUUCUUGUCUUUUGAUUCCAUUAUCUUGGAUUUUCUAAUUUAUCAAGCUUUCAAGCCAUAAAUUUGACUCUCCAUAUUAAAUAUUUUAUUUUCAAUUCCAAUUUUUUGUUGAAUGUUUAAGUUAUAUUAUAAGUGUUGAUUUGUUUGUGGGUUGAUGUUGAAUUGUUCAAAUUUGAUUUAUUGAUUUAUUAUUGUCUCUGGAAUUAUAAAACCUUCUUAGGCCAAAUUAUUUGACACAAAAGAUUAAAUAUUAUAUUUGAUUGUUCUUGUUGAAUUAGUUUGACUUUGAAGAGAUUUUAGCUCUAUGCUACUGUUAAAUCUAAACUCGAAAAGGUGUUCAGAGAACUAUUUUUCACCAGAUUUUACUUAGAUUGGACCAAAUUAAGAACGCGCGCCUAAUCCAGUUUAAAUUGAUAUUCUUUUAAAGUUCAAAGUGCUUUAAAUUGUCGAACUUUUCUAGAAACCAAGUGUCACUUGAUUAGUACUUGCUGUCUCGCUAAGUGGUUUUUGCUAAUCAAGGUUCUCGAACUGGUUUUGUUAAAUAACCGUAGUGUUACUGCAAGAUUGUUACGGUGAUGUUUUCCACAAAUCUUAAUGCGCUAUUCUUAGUAGUAACUAGUAACUUAAGGGUUGGUCUAUGGGUUGCUAAGGGUAGUAGGGUUUAGAGUUAGGGUUGGUCUUAACAUGAGCUAAUAUGAAUGGGAAAAUAGGGAAGAACCGUUCUUUGGCCUAACCCCGAGUUUAAUUAGCAGUUUAGUUUCAGAAUUAGGACAUGGCAAAUUAAGGAAUCAUAUUUGUUUAGUUUAUUUUCUAUUAAAAACUAUAACUAUUUUCAAAAUGGUUUAAGCUAAUUAUUAUUGUCUACGUUUUAUAAAGUUUAUUGUGUGAUUGUUUUUGUGUGUUUGUUUUCUUCCUGAGUGUUCUUCUGAAAUAAUUGUUCCAACCCCCAUAUCUGUUAGUUUAGUUUUUAGAUUUUAGAUUUUAGAUAGUUUUUAUUCAAUAAAAGUGACAAGUGAACUGAUUUUCAUCGCCUAAAAAGUAUCUCUUCUCGUGGGAUCGACCCUUACUUGCCCUAUCUAUAUGUUUUGAUGAAUAUUGAAUCAUAAAAAGGGUUAAGAGUUAAGGAAAACAAUAAAUUAAUUUGUAGGUGCUACGACACGCCUAUCAAUUAAUGGAAGGCUUCGUGGUUUUUUCCCCUGAUUAAGAGAAUGCUCCUGGAUGUAUCAAGCUUCAAUUUUCCUGUGAAUUGAAGGACUACAUUUGGAUUAUUUAAAUUUUGCAGAUUACCAAAUUGAUAUAAAUGCAGCGGCGCUUGUGUAUUUCGAUUUUGGGGGAAUGCACAUUUUGAAAUUCAAAUGUUGAAUAUUUUUGGGGGAAUGCAUAUUUUCAUUUUGCAUGUUAUGCAUGUUUUGAACUUUUCUAGCUUUAUUUCCUAGAAUAGUAGAUUCUGCUCUUCCUAACUGUAUUAGUUUUUAGAAGUUCCAAACAAUUUCAUAUGUUAGGAUUUAGGAAUUAUAUCUGGCCUAUGUCUUGCAUAGCUUUCACAUAAUUCUGUUAUUCUGUGUUAUGUUGAAUUAUUGAUGAUCAUUUCCUUUUAGGUUUGCCAAUAAUGAUGUCUUUUAAUCCCGAUGAUUUAAUUCUUGGAAUUCGUAGGUCAGGGUCUAUUGUAAAGAUUCAAACGUGAAGAGUCAGGUGCCCAGGUCUACACACAAUAAAUAGAUAUCUUGAGAGGCCCAUUUGAGAACAUCAAUGAUGAUAGGUCACCGUCCUGUCCUCUGUGUGUGGAGAACUACAACCAAGAGCUGGCAAAACUAGAUUAAGGGCCAAGAACUUUUAAUAACCAAGAGCAGACAAAAUAUUAAUGAUUACUCCGUACAUUCAAUAACAGAUUAAGGGCCAAGAACUUUUGAAGCUAAAGACUCGAGCCUUACAGAAAAAAAUGGAGUGAAAAAUGUUUGUAACUUCAGCCAAAUUUCCACCAUUAUAAUGUCAGUUCUGAGAAGAGUACAGUCUUUCCUAUUUCCUGCUUUGGGUAUGCCAGGCUUAGAAAACCUGAACUUCUGCACCAACCUUUGCAACCUAAACUGCAAACAUUAAAAAGCCUCGGGGAGAAUUUUCAGCCUAAACUGCAAAUUACUAAAGUUCUUGGGAAGACUUUGCAGAACGCAUCAAAGGGUGAUAUAUGGUUGUUAUUUACAGGGUGGUAGGAUUGGCAAGGGGAAAAUGGCAUCAAUUCUUGCCCAACAAGUGAGGCUAGUCCAAUAUUGAUAUCUCUUGGGUCUAUUCGUGAUACUGAAACGGAUUACCGUGAUAAAACAGCAAUUGACCGCAUUGCAGAAGCGGUUAGAAAAAAUCUGUUCUCUGUCGUAAUGCUCGAGGAUGUCGAUAGGGCUAAUAUGGUUGUGCGGGGGAAUAUAAAGCGCACAAUGGAAAGAGGCAGGCUUGCUGUUUCUCAUUGCCGCAAAAUUAGUCUUGGCAACAUUGUAUUCAUUCUUGCAGGAAACUGGUCUUCAAGAAAUCCAGACAAUUUAAGAAAUGAGAACUUGAUGGAUAAGAAGAAGCUCUCGUCUCUCUGGAGUGGCAAUUGGCAGUUGAUGCUAACAGUAGGUGAGAAGAGCACGAAGCGCAUGUUUGUUGAUGAAGAAGCUAGACAGGCGAACAAAACUGAGAAGAGUACUAAGUUCAGGGCUCACCUCUGACCUCAACAAAGCACCAGCGGAUGCUGAUGACAGACACCAUUGUAUGACUUCAGCUUGAAGCAGAUACACAUAUCAGCUUAUAUCUUUUAAGCGCAGAUGUAAAUAUAGGAAACUUCUUGGGAGGUUAGGGAAAAAGAAAUGUAAUACUCCGUAGGAAACAUGUAUGGUGUUGUAGAAAGUGGAUGUUGAUGCAAGAUUGUCUUCCUAAUCGCAUUGCGGUGGAUGUAUGGAAAGAUGAGAUUAGAUGAAAUUUCGAACGAGGUUGUGCAGAGGUGUGAGAUGCUCACGGUG